GGGUUGAUGGGAGGUACAGAGGGAAUGAGCACAAGAGGAGAAAGGCACACAGAGCGAGAGAGAGAAGCCUAUAAUACAGAACAAAAGUAGCCAGGGCUGCAGAUCUUGCCAAAAAGCCUUGCACUGCAUUGUGAGUAAAUUACAAAGAGGGGACAUUCCUGCUGCCUCAGCACAAAUAAUAUAAAAGGGAAGAAGAAGAAGGAUCACCUUCCUCCUUUCUGCACAGAAGAUGCCCUACCUUGCCUGUCAGCAUUGGGCCACCACUGGGAAGGAUCUACCAGCCAUCCCCUUGCUCAUGUGAGACUGUCUCUGGCUGGGAGCCACAGUGAAAACCCGUGGGAUUUGCUAGGUGGGAAAGUGCUGGCUGGUUUGUACAGGAGAGAGAGCUGGGGAUGUGCUGGGGCUGCUGUUGCUGCACUCUAUUCCAGUCCAUGCUCUGAGAAAAGCCUUUUGCCUGCAUUGUCCUUUGCCAUCUGUUUGAAUGGUAUGUCACCAUGCAGACUGCCAGCAAAUGAACCAAAAGAAUCCCCUUAACUUGUGCGAGUCAUGUGACAUCAAGUUCCACAGCACCAUGCACUUUGACAAACAUAUCCGUUUUGACUUGCCUCCCCAAGGUUCGAUUCUAGCCCGCAACGUCUCCACUAGGUCAUGUCCACCACGUACCAGUCCUGCAUCCGAUGUUGAGGAAGAUGAUGAGGAAUUCAUGGAUGGAAAAGGGGACAAAAAAGCUGCAGGCCUGAAAUUAAGCAAGAAGAAAACCAGGAGAAGGCACACAGAUGACCCGAGCAAGGAAUGCUUCACUCUGAAAUUUGAUUUGAAUGUUGAUAUAGAAACUGAGAUUGUUCCUGCCAUGAAGAAGAAGUCACUUGGAGAGGUUUUGAUACCAGCGUUUGAAAGAAAAGGAAUUGAUCUAAAUAAAGUGGAUAUAUUUUUGGACCAGUCCAAUACACCGCUGUCGCUCAAUUUUGAAGCUUACAGAUUUGGAGGGCAUUAUUUAAAGGUUAAAGCCAAACCAGGGGAUGAAGUGAAAGUGGAGCAGGCAGUGAAAGAUUUCAGAUCAUUAAGCUUGCCCAUCAUGAGGAACACAGGGGCGACCUCAGCCUUUAUCUUCAACCCAGCGGUAGAGAGGUCUGAUCAGCCACCAUUCAAACGGGAAAACACAGAUAUCCUGGCUCCAGGACGAAGGAGGAAGAAUAUGACUGAAUUUCUUGGGGACGCAAGUAUUCCGGUACAAGAUCCCCUUCAGGGUUUUAGCGGUUCUUUGCCCAACAACGGCACAGACACGUGGAAAAACAGAGCUGCCAGCCGCUUCAGUGGAUUCUUUGGCUCUGCUGCUACUGGUCCAUUUGGAAGGGAGAUAGACAAAAUGGAGCAGCUGGAAAGCAAGUUGCAUUCAUACAGUAUGUUUGGCCUUCCCAAGUUGCCCCAGCAGCUUUGCUUCGACCAGGACUCGUGGGAGGAAGAAGAAGACGAUACCAACCUGACUCUAGAAGAUAGCUGGCAGGAAAUCAUUGAGGUUCCUGAGACUCUUACUAGGCGACAGUGCCACCAGCAAGAGGCCAUUUGGGAGUUACUACAUACAGAAGCCACAUACAUCAAGAAACUGAAAGUGAUAACUGAUCUUUUCCUUUGUUGCCUGUUGAAUCUACAAGAGUCCGGACUAUUAUGUGAGGUGGAACCUGACAAGUUGUUCAGCAAUGUCCAGGAGAUCAUCCAGUUACACAAAACCCUUUGGAGCACUGUCAUGGUACCAGUACUGGAGAAGGCAAGAAAGACUAAGAGUUUACUAAACCCCAUGGACUUCCAAAAUGGAUUCAAAACGUUCGAGUCCCUGUUUAAACCAUAUAUCAGAUACUGUAUGGAGGAGGAAGGCUGCAUGGAAUAUAUGAGAAAUCUGCACCGGGACAAUGAGAUUUUUAAGUCCUACGUAACGUGGUCGGAAAAACACAAGCAAUGCAAUCGACUGAAACUGAGUGACAUGUUGGUGAAGCCACAUCAGCGCCUUACAAAGUAUCCCCUGCUGCUGAAAUCAAUCUUGAAAAAGACAGAUGACCCGCAAAUCAGAGAGUCCAUCAUUCUCAUGAUCAGCUCAGUGGAGCGUUUCAUCAAUCAUGUGAAUUCACGGAUGCGCCAAAGACAAGAACAGCAACGCCUGGCCGCAAUUAUUGGCCGCAUUGAUUCUUAUGAGGCUGUGGACAGCAGCACAGACGAAGUGGACAAGAUUCUAAAAGAAUUCUGCAGGCUAGAUUUAACAGCCCCCAUGAUUGGAACAUCCCCUGAAGAUACACGUCAACUUCUUUUAGAAGGAAGUCUAAAGAUGAAGGAAGGGAAAGAUAGCAAGAUGGAUGUUUACUGUUUCCUGUUCACUGAUCUCUUCCUCAUUACAAAGCCAGUCAAAAAAGCUGAAAGAACCAAAGUAAUUAGGCAGCCGCUACUAGUGGAUAAAAUUGUAUGCAGGGAACUUAAAGAUCCAGGUUCCUUCUUGCUGAUCUAUCUGAAUGAAUUCCGCAGUGCCGUUGCUGCAUAUACAUUUCAAGCCAGUGGGCAGUCAUUGUGCAGAGGGUGGAUUGAAGCCUUUUACAAUGCACAGAAUCUCUUGCAAAGAACGAGGCAGGAGUGUCUGCGUAACCAGCAACCAGUGCCGCAUCUUCAAGAAGAGGAGGAAGAUAUGGAAAGUGGGACGUCGGCUGCGAGCUCCCCAACCAUACGGCGCAGGAGCAGUGCAGACAUGUUAAACAGUCAGUCAGAUAGUUCCACCGAAACUAUCUCAGUGGUUGUCAUUGAUGCUGGCGACGAGCUUUCUUCUCCUGAAGUUGAAAAUGGACCAUUUGACUCUCAGUCAGAUGAAACUUCAAUUAGUACAACUGCAUCAUCCAUUACGCCAACAAGAGACAUGUUUGAAAGUAUGGACUCUCCUGAAACACACCCAGUUGUUGACUCCAAUUAUUUAAAACUGGAACCAAACGGUUGUAGAUCUUCAUCCAUUGACAGCGCUUAUGGAACUCUUUCUCCAACGUCGUUGGAAGAGUUUGUAGGACGUCAGCAACAGGAAAUAGCAGAGGAUGAGAGAGAGUCCAUUAGUUCCCAGCGUUCUUCGUCUCCUAAACUUCGUAGGAGAACACCUGUUCAGCUCCUACCAUGUAAAUCUAAAGUACUGAAAUCCAAGUCGGAAGCUAGCCUCCUUCAUCUGAUAACGACCGGUCCUUUGACUAGCAAUAGUGAAGAAAUAACUCAUCUGACUCAAAGUAAAAGCUUAAGUGAACUUUUUAUGUCCCCAAGACCUGAUAUUUUUUAUCAACCGGAUAAUCUAAAAACAGACAGAAAAUAUAUCUCCACAAACGGAUUUAAAAGGACUAGCAUGGUGGAGCGAACAUCCAAUCACAUGGAGGAGCAUGUCAUAAAACCCAGAUCUCAGUCAGACUGCACAGGCCGAAGAGUGGUCAACAUUGGCAGCUGCAGUAGUAGCUCCUCAGAUCUUUCCGAAUCAGAGGAAAGCGGAUCUGCAAAAUCUACUGCUUGUUUCAGAAACGAUAAUAAAAUACGAGAUACGUUAUCUGAGUCUGAGCAACUUCAAUCCCUGCAAGAGUUUGAAGUGGACUCUUCAGAACAUGUGUUCAGUAAAUCUUUCCCCGAACAGUUUUCUGGUGAAGUAGAAUUGAACAAUGAUAAUGUUUCUGGUAGUGCCAGACGGACAAUGUCAGAUCCACAGUCUUCCCAACACAGGAAACUUACUUUGGCACAGUUGUACAGAAUUAGAACGACUUUACUCCUUAAUUCUACGCUAACUGCUUCAGAGGUGUAAUUUCAUGGAGACAUCAGACACGGGAUCCAGAGAGUAGAUAUUGUGAAGAAAGGUGCAGAACACAAAUGGCUCUUCACAUGGCAGAUGCUGAAGAUCACUAUGCCCUACAAGUCGUAAACCUGGGAGUAUGAAAAUAAUCACCCGAUGAAGGAUUAUUGUAUCCGAAACAUGUUGUGCCGGAAAAAAUAAAACAACACUGAAUUUCAUGAAGUGAAUUUCAGAGUGAAGUUAAUGCUGACUUCUGGAAUGGAUACCAGCUCGCAUCAGGAGCACGUCUCUUCAAGGGGAUCAAACUGAAUUAAUUCUCAGCAACUAACUUGUGACAGGGCUUUGUGUCUCCAAAGACUGCACAACAGAGAGAGAUUUUACUUGCACUUUCAAAUACCAGCCAAAACUCUUAUAAGAAGUUCAGAGUUCUGGCACAGAACAUACUGGUGGCAUCAAGACUCAUAGCAUCAAAAAGAAAACGGACCCAUAACUCAUCUGAAACAUCCAGUGGCUAUGAGGAAUAAACUUCCUCUGGGCUUUCAUACUCUUCCUGUACAUUCCCAGCAUGCCAGCACAGAUUCACCAGGCUAAUCCAAGCAGCAAACAGGUUCCAGAGGCGAAGCAGAGGUACACGACGUGCCUGAAGGUGGCAGAAUGGAGCCAACUUUACAUUAAUACAGUGUUUGGAAGUUGCCUGGAUAAGAUUUUCGGAACCAGAGCCAGCUCUUUGCAGAGGCACCUGCAGGGUUCAAUGGAGACUUGGAGUAACCUGGCAAGCGACAGAGCCCAGGAGUUAUUAAAUCAGGUGGUGGGACAGUUCUUUGUUGGCAGGAACUUCCUAUUUGGCGUCAAGGUAUGGGAUCCGUUAUUCGGAAACCCAUUAUACAGAAAGCUCCGAAUUACGGGAAGGCCAUCUCCCAUAGACUCCAUUUUAUCCAAAUAAUCCAAAUAAUUAAAAAUGAUUUCCUUUUUCUCUGUAAUAAUAAAAGAGUAACUUGUACUUGAAAAAAAAAAGAUAAAAGAACAGAGCAACUCCGAACAGGCUUUUUCAUAUUUCCUUAAGAAUAUUGCAAUUAUGUAGCCACUGUAUGUACUAGCAAAGCUGUAAUUCACACCAGAUAUGUUUAUUAAAUAGCUCAUCCAACUGAGCACUGUCGUAUCAUUAUCCGUCAGAGUACUCCGAAUAAUGGAUUCCACAUGGUGCUGGCCUUUUCUAUUGCAAUCGAUGACCAAAGUUAGCUUUCAUGUUCCUUAAUUGGACAAGCAGGGUCUAACUUUUGGGAAUGUGUUGGUGUGUAGCUUUAUGAAAUAUGAUUUAAAAAAAACAAAAAACUGUGAAAUAUGUAAGUCACAGGAGUUAGAGGUUGUGUUUCUAUGAUACUUAGAAGAUAAUAUGCCCUGCAGGGAAACGUUUUCUUCUUUAUUUUUAUGAAAUGGGAUGUUGUUCUAAAAAAACCAGAGAAACCUGAAAAUGUUUACAGGAACAGUAUUAUAAUUAUUGUGAGACAUGGUGCUUGCCAAUGUUUAAAUUAUUUUUUUUUUCCAUUGAGAUUAUAUGUUUAAAUAUGAAUGUUUAUAAAUCUAUUUAACAUUUAAAGGGCACUUUAUGUGUAUUUUUAACAAGCCACAGAUAUUGAUUCAUUAGCACUGCAUGAAUUCUUGCAGAUUUUGUAUUGAGUUUAUUAGGACAGCAUUACCUGCCUGUAUAUUAAAUUGCUCUUAACCACUGACAAGCUGUACUUUUCCAACGUGAAAUCCUGUGCCCUCCCCACCCUAGUUUAUAUCGUUUUCUAGCAUUGUACCCUGUGUGUAGGAUAUGUGCUCCUCAUUUUACUUGGAAAAGUAUAUAACAUGUAAAUAUUUUUUUAACUAAAACUUGUAAAUUAAAAGACAUGAAAUUUGACGUGCGCUGGUAGGUUAAAUACACAUUCAGUACCUGUAAAAAUAUAUUUAGCAAGAGACGUACAAUAAAAACAUUUACACCAAAA
Molecule: messenger RNA, 5778 nt
Organism: Xenopus laevis (African clawed frog)
Lineage: Eukaryota; Metazoa; Chordata; Amphibia; Anura; Pipidae
Gene: plekhg5.L
Product: pleckstrin homology and RhoGEF domain containing G5 L homeolog
Exons: 21
Coding region: 482-3802 (1106 amino acids)
Biological process (GO): endothelial cell migration; Rho protein signal transduction
Cellular component (GO): cytoplasm; plasma membrane; axon
Molecular function (GO): guanyl-nucleotide exchange factor activity
Source: RefSeq, a predicted model, not a curated record